AUGGCCGAAGUCGGCGAGGACAGCGGGGCCCGCGCCCUGCUGGCGCUGCGCUCGGCGCCCUGCAGCCCAGUGCUGUGCGCCGCCGCCGCCGCCGCCGCCUUCCCCGCCGCCGCGGCCCCCGCCGCCCCGGCGGCGCCCGGGCCCGCCACCCCGUCGCCGCCGCCGCCCGCCCAGCCCCCGCCGCCGCCGCCGCCGCCGCCGGGCGCGAUCGCGGGGGGCGCGGGGGACGCGGGCCCGGCGGGCGAGGCCGCGGUGGCCGCGGCAGCCGACUCGGUGCGCCGGAGCCCCGGGCCCGCGCUGGCGCGCCUGGAGGGCCGCGAGUUCGAGUUCCUCAUGCGGCAGCCCAGCGUCACCAUCGGCCGCAACUCGUCGCAGGGCUCGGUGGACCUGAGCAUGGGCCUGUCGAGCUUCAUCUCGCGGCGCCACCUGCAGCUCACCUUCCAGGAGCCGUACUUCUUCCUCCGCUGCCUCGGCAAGAACGGCGUCUUCGUGGACGGCGCCUUCCAGCGGCGCGGGGCGCCCGCCCUGCAGCUGCCCAAGCAGUGCACCUUCCGCUUCCCCAGCACGGCCAUCAAGAUCCAGUUCACGGCGCUGUUCCAGCAGGAGGAGGCCCCGGCCUCGCCCCUCCGGCCGCUCUGCCCGCAGAUCUCCCCGCUGAGGAUCCACAUUCCCGAGCCCGACCUCCGCAGCCUGGUCAGCCCCGUCCCCUCGCCGACCGGCACCAUCAGUGUUCCCAACUCCUGCCCGGCCAGCCCCCGCGGAGCCGGGUCCUCCGGCUACCGGUUCGUCCAGAACGUGACCUCGGACCUGCAGCUGGCCGCCGAGUUCGCCGCGAAGGCCGCCUCGGAGCAGCAGGCGGACACGUCGGGAGGCGACAGCCCCAAGGACGAGUCGAAGCCUCCGUACUCCUACGCGCAGCUGAUCGUGCAGGCCAUCUCCUCGGCGCAGGACCGGCAGCUGACGCUGAGCGGCAUCUACGCCCACAUCACCAAGCAUUACCCCUACUACAGGACGGCCGACAAGGGCUGGCAGAACUCUAUUCGACACAACCUCUCCUUGAACCGCUAUUUUAUUAAAGUGCCCCGUUCCCAGGAGGAGCCCGGGAAGGGGUCUUUCUGGCGAAUAGACCCUGCCUCGGAGGCCAAGCUCGUGGAACAGGCCUUCCGGAAACGGAGGCAGAGGGGCGUCUCCUGCUUCCGCACCCCCUUCGGGCCGCUGUCGUCCAGGAGCGCUCCGGCCUCGCCCACCCACCCGGGGCUGAUGUCCCCUCGCUCUAGCGGCCUGCAGACUCCGGAGUGCCUGUCUCGGGAGGGCUCCCCCAUUCCUCACGACCCCGACUUUGGGUCAAAGUUAGCUGCUGUUCCGGAGUACCGGUACUCCCAAAGCGCACCCGGCUCCCCCGUCAGCGCCCAGCCCGUCAUCAUGGCCGUGCCGCCCCGGCCGCCCAGCCUGGUGGCCAAGCCCGUGGCCUACGUGCCGGCGUCCAUAGUGACGGCGCAGCCGCCCUCGGGCCACGCGAUCCACGUCGUGCAGCAGGCCCCCCCCGUCACCAUGCUCCGGGUGGUCACCUCCUCCGCCAGCUCCGCCAACGGGUACAUCCUCGCCGGCCAGGCCUCGGCCGGGGGCGCCCACGAAGCAGCGGGCACGGCGGUGCUGGACCUGGGCGGCGAGGCGAGAGGCGCGGAGGAGAAGCCCACCAUCGCCUUCGCCACCAUCCCCGCCGCCAGCCGCGUCAUCCAGACGGUGGCCGGCCAGAUGGCCCCCGGGGUCUCCGGACACACGGUCACCAUCCUGCAGCCGGCAGCCCCCGUGAGCAUCGGGCAGCACCACCUGCCCGUCCGGGCCGUCACCCAGAACGGAAAGCACGCUGUCCCCACCAACAGUUUAGCCAGCAGCGCGUACGCCCUCACGAGCCCCCUGCAGCUCCUCGCGGCCCAGGCCAGCUCGUCGACGCCAGUGGUGGUCACCCGGGUGUGCGAGGUGGGGCCUGAGGAGCCAGCCGCCGCCGCCGCCACCCCAGCUCCCGCCGCCACCUCUGCCUCCUCCACCGGGGAGCCCGAAGCCAAAAGGCCCCGGCUGGAGGAGCCCAGCGGGACUGCGACCUCGCAGGCUGGGGUGAUCGCUGCCGCCGCCCCGCAGGGGCCCGGGACCGGGGAGUGAUGUCGCCGGCGGAGGUGGCGUGGGACGCACGCCCAAAGGAGCUGUGGAGCUGGACCACAGCUGCCGCCACCCGGGACCUCGACGAGCAAGCCCCAGGCCGCCACAGCGCGGUGCCGCUCGGACCGGACGGCCGUCCCCUGCUCCUGCGCUCGUCCGCCCUGCCGUCCGUCUCCCGUCCCUGCUGUGGUUGAAACAAAAACACAUAAACGCAUUCAGACAGCU
Messenger RNA from Pteronotus mesoamericanus, 2382 nucleotides. RefSeq names its product forkhead box K1 (gene FOXK1). Bases 1 to 2160 code for a protein of 719 amino acids. Gene Ontology annotation, biological process: regulation of transcription by RNA polymerase II. Gene Ontology annotation, molecular function: RNA polymerase II cis-regulatory region sequence-specific DNA binding; DNA-binding transcription factor activity, RNA polymerase II-specific; protein binding. The record is from RefSeq and is a predicted model, not a curated record. The transcript is spliced from 9 exons. NCBI's taxonomy places the organism in Eukaryota, Metazoa, Chordata, Mammalia, Chiroptera, Mormoopidae.